This is a messenger RNA of Rotaria sp. Silwood1, 1707 nucleotides long. NCBI's taxonomy places the organism in Eukaryota, Metazoa, Rotifera, Eurotatoria, Philodinida, Philodinidae. The record is from the annotation of a GenBank genome assembly.
AUGAUUGAACGAGCACAACCUACCAAUUAUGAAUUGGUUCGUCAAGAUAUUAUCGAAGGAAUUCAGUCAUCAAUAAGUAAUUUAGUAUUGAAGUUAGCUGAAUGUUAUUAUAGCGAUGGAAAUUCCAAAGAAUUACUUUGUUUGGCUGGUACUGUUGUUUGUCAAUAUAAAGGAAAUCGAUAUAAUACUCCUAUUGAAAUUUGGUUUCAACAAGAUCAUCCACAAGUCCCACCAUUAGCUUAUGUUAAACCAACACCAGAUAUGUAUAUUUCAACAACAAGUAGAGAUGUUCAACCUGAUGGAGCCGUUAUUAUACCUUAUCUUAGAAAUUGGCGUCAUCCAAAUAGUGAUCUAGAUACUUUAUUAAAUGCAAUGUCUCAAGCAUUUAGUCAAUCACCUCCUGUAUAUUCAAAUACGAAUAUGACUAAUCGUUCAACACCAUAUCCAACGAAUACAUCCAUUGCUAAUUCAAAGGCAUUCUCAUCUCUUUCUAAUGCAUCACCAACAAUAUCGAGUGCAUCAGCAUUAACUUCGAACACAUCUUUAUUGGUCACUCACAGUCAAACUUUCAAUCUCACAUCCAACAAUAUUGAUGAACAAAAGUAUACUCAUCGGUUCUCUGAUAUUGCUGCUGAACCACGACGAAUGCUUUUACCAAUUCAAGGAUUUGAGCAAAUGCCUCUGGUUUCUCUUGAAGAGGCUGUUACUCCUCUUGUCUCGCUUGUUCCAGAUGUCGAACAAAUGGUUUGGAUCGCUAAACAGAAUUGCAAUGAUCCAAAGGAUGGUCUAACCACUGAUGAGUCUGCAUCCAUCCUGCUUUAUACAAUGGAAUGGGAACCGUAUGAGAAGUCUUUCUAUCUCGUACUCAAUACUACUCUACGAGCAACGGUUCGCGAACAGCUAAAACCAUGGUUUUUAUAUCUUCGACUCGUCUUCAAUGCUCUCCAGAAACUUCCAUCAACUCAUCAUGUUGUCUACCGAGGUAUCAAAUCGGAUUUGACUGCUCAAUAUUCCAGAGGAAGCACAGUUGUUUGGUGGGGUUUCUCUUCAUGUGCAGUGUCGAUUGAAACCCUUAAGAAUGAGCGUUUCUUGGAAAAAGAAGGAAUAAGAACUCUCUUCAGUAUUGAAUGUGAUUCUGGUAAAAAUAUUCGAUCGCAUUCAUUUUAUGCCGAAGAAGAUGAAGUUUUGCUUCUUCCGGCUCGUCAAUUUGAAAUCAUUGGCUGUCUUGAUCAAGGAAAUGGUCUUCAUAUCAUUCAAUUAAGGGAAACGCAACCGAAAUUUCCGCUUAUCAAACUUAACUCAUCAUAAAACAGAAAACGUCGCAUAUGACUUUGAAAUCAAAUUUUUUUCAUAUUUACAUAUGUCAACAUGCAUGCCAUUCCGCUAUCAUUUGUAAGACAGAAAUCAUUAAAGGCAAAGAAUAAAUUCUAAAUCAUGUUAGACAAGAAAAUAUAGACGACCAGUUUCUCUUGAUUAACCAGCAGCUCGAUUGCAGUAUAGUCAUUACGAUGAUUGGCUAGUAUUCGCUUAUCUCAUAAUAUAUCCAAAAUCUAUUUUCAUUGUAGAAUUAAAAUUGGAUGUGGGUGUGGGUGUGGGUGUGGGUGGGUUUGGGAGGGUGUGGGUGUGGAUUGAACUGUUCUGUAUAAGCGAAUCCACACCCACACCCAAACCCACCCACACCCACUCCCACCCACACCCACUCCCACC